AUAUCUCCAUCCCUGAAAGGUCCAAGCUUAAGUUUGUUGAAAGGGUCCCACUUGUACCAAAAGUAAGAAGAGAACCUAAAAAUUUGAAGGACAUACGAGGACCUUCAACUGAAGCCACUGAAUUCACAGAAGGCAAUUUUGCAGUUUUGGCACUGGGAGGUGGUUACCUCCACUGGGGUCAUUUUGAAAUGAUGCGCCUGACAAUCAACCGCUCUAUGGAUCCCAAGAACAUGUUUGCCAAGUGGCGAGUACCGGCCCCUUUCAAGCCCGUCACUCGAAAAGGUGUCGGGCAGCGCAUGGGGGGCGGUAAAGGUGCCAUUGAUCACUACGUGACACCUGUGAAGACUGGCACUCUCAUAGUAGAGUUAGGUGGACGCUGUGAAUUUAAAGAGGUACAGGGUUUCCUGGACCUAGUUGCCCACAAACUGCCCUUUCCAGCAAAGGCUGUAAGCCGUGAGACUCUAGAAAAGAUGCGCCAAAAUCAAAAAGAAAGAGAAAAUAACAACCAAAAUCCCUGGACCUUUGAGCGCAUAGCCACGGCCAACAUGCUUGGCAUACGGAAAUUCCUGAGCCCAUAUGACUUGACACAGAAAGGGCAGUAUUGGGGCAAAUUCUUCCUGCCUAAGCGUGUGUAGUCAAAGCGCAGGAACCCACGUGCACACAGACCCUUGAGACUGAGUCUGCAUCUUCACUGUCUUUAGGAUCUUUGGUGGUUCUUGGACCAUAGCUAAGCACAUGAGUAAAUGACUUCUGAAAAGUUAUGUCAUCUGAUUGUUCCUAAUUAAACUCUGAGUGUAACCUCAAGGUACAACUUCUCAUUGGUCAGUUUCAGUUGCUCAAAAGAUUAAGAAUGAUUUGGCAUAGCCAGCUGUGGUGGAGCAUGUCAUUAAUCCCAGCACUCAGGAGUCAAAGGCAGGCAGAUCUCAAUUAAGUUCAAGGCCAGCCAUGGCUACAAGCAAGAUCGUGUCACAAAAAAAGGAGGAGGGGGGGCUGGUAGAACUCUUAGUUCCUGCCUUGUACCAUACAUAUCUCCAGGGCUGAAACUUGUUUUUGCAUCUCACAGCUGGAAUCUUAAAUGUGCACACUGCCUUGUUUAUGACAUUUUGCUGACUGCAAAUGCAUUUUUUUCGAAUAAGGAUAAAAAUGACAGUACCUAGAUUAGUAGGUUCAACACAUAUUUAUUAACACCCAGCUGCCCAUCUUCUUGUCAGUUUCAGAAGGGGAAACAUGAAAUAUGACAAGGAAUGUACCAUUUAGCAAAAGAACUGAUAACAAAAGUUGAAACCUUUUGUGCUUCCUAGGUCUGAAACUAUCUAAGGAAGGGCAUUUUGGCUCUCUGUGUCCCUUCAGCAUCUAAGGUAUGUGGAGCGCACAAAUUACUGCUGGAUAAAUGAGGGUCCCGAGUGAUGCAAACUUCAUGGUUCGAGCUCCAUUUGUCCGUACAAGAUUAGUCUUUUGCUGAGCUAGCCAGUAUCCCCUAUUCAAACUAAAGGAAACAUGAGUUGAUAGUAGUACUAAACCACUUCUUUUGAAGGUGGAUAGAAAACAUCGCACUGACAAAACAUUGUUUUUCCAUCCAGUUUCUUAAAAAGUAAGAUCUCCAACAAAGAACACAAGUAUUUCACUCAUUUUCAAAAGGAUAUUUUUAGCCCCAGAUUUUAAAUGUAUCUUAAUGAGUGCCUUCAAUGUAAUAAUCUCUAAAUAAAUUAUUUUUUAAAUGGAAA
Molecule: messenger RNA, 1724 nt
Organism: Cricetulus griseus (Chinese hamster)
Lineage: Eukaryota; Metazoa; Chordata; Mammalia; Rodentia; Cricetidae
Source: RefSeq, a predicted model, not a curated record